Molecule: messenger RNA, 809 nt
Organism: Dufourea novaeangliae
Lineage: Eukaryota; Metazoa; Arthropoda; Insecta; Hymenoptera; Halictidae
Gene: sit
Product: elongation of very long chain fatty acids protein AAEL008004-like
Exons: 5
Coding region: 39-767 (242 amino acids)
Biological process (GO): very long-chain fatty acid biosynthetic process; fatty acid elongation, monounsaturated fatty acid; fatty acid elongation, polyunsaturated fatty acid
Cellular component (GO): endoplasmic reticulum membrane
Molecular function (GO): fatty acid elongase activity
Source: RefSeq, a predicted model, not a curated record
CCAGAAAGAACUGCACCUACAAAGGUUAUAAGAAUCGUAUGAGUCACGAGUAUUAUCCGCAAGUUGACUCCCCAAUGAACGCCAGCGUUGUACUUUCGGGCGACGGGAUGUCUAACAUCUAUAACAACUCAGUAGUCCGAUUCUACGACUACAUCUUCCACGAUCUCUCCGAUCCGCGGACGAAAGACUGGUUCCUGAUACCGUCGCCCGUACCUGGUCUCACUAUUAUUUUCGGUUACCUGUACUUCUGUCUAUCAUGGGGCCCGAGGCAAAUGCAGCACAGAAAACCGUACAAUCUGAAGAAUAUUCUCGUGGUAUACAACUUCCUACAGGUCCUCCUCAGCUGCUGGCUGUUCUACGAGGGUCUGGACGGGGCCUGGCUUAGAAAGUAUAGUUGGAAGUGUCAGCCCGUCGACUUCUCUUACACGCCGGAAGCUAUGAGGGUCGCCAGAGGUGUUUACGUUUACUUCCUAGCCAAGAUCUCGGAACUGUUGGACACGGUGUUCUUCGUUCUCCGGAAGAAAGAGAGCCAAAUCACGUUCCUCCAUCUGUACCAUCAUACCGUAAUGCCCAUGAUUUCGUGGGGAGCGACAAAGUAUUACCCUGGUGGUCACGGCACCUUCAUAGGUGUUAUCAAUAGUUUCGUGCACAUAAUCAUGUACACGUACUAUCUGCUAGCUGCACUGUUACCUCAGUACCAGAAAUACCUUUGGUGGAAGAAGUACAUCACGACUCUUCAAAUGGUACGAUUCACAGAAAUAAUAUAAAUGUGUCUCUUAACAUUUUUAUUUGAUUGUCAAGAUUUUUAA